GAAACACUGCAGAACUAACAGACUGACCCAAUUCUGUUUAUAUAAAGAGCCAGUUGUGCAGUUUUAGCAGAAAACUGAAGUAGGUGAAACAACUAUUUCCCUUUGAACUACAAUAGGAAGCCAUGAAAUUCUUCCUUGUUCUGUUGCUCUUGGUAUACUGUUGCCAUGGAACUAUCUCAUGUCCAGAACUUUGCACAUGCUACCCAAGAAGGGCUGAGGUGGUCUGUAAUGAAGUCCCUCUCACAGACUUCCCUUCUGAAGACCUCCCCAGAAACACCACGUCCUUGUCCAUCCAGUUCACCAACAUCAGCUUCAUCUCUGAAGACCAACUCACUACUCUACCUGCUUUGGAAGAGCUGCACCUGUAUCACAACCAACUGAAGAGGCUUCCCUCCAAUCUUUUCCGUGGUGUUCCACGCCUGCGCAUUGUGGACCUCACAGGAAACCAGCUAGAUCAUCUCCCUGAAAAGGUCUUCAGUCAUGCUCCACUACAAAGUCUUGUGCUCAAAAGAAACUUGAUCCAGAGUGCAGAUGCUGAGUGGUUGCCAGAAGAUAGUAAUGUCACCUGGCUGGAUUUAUCAAAGAACCGCUUAACUGCUGCACCAACAGCCCUUCUGCAGAGGCUUCACCACCUAGAGAUUCUAGACCUCUCCCACAACCGCCUGGAGAAGUUGGCUGCUGAUUCACUAAGCCCUCUGACCAAGCUUGAGAGACUCAACUUGCAAGGAAACAAACUGAGCAAGCUAGAGCCAGCAACCUUCAGCACCAACGGGAAUCUGACUCACCUGUACCUGUCAGAAAACCGACUGGAGAAGCUUCCCCUAGAUGUCUUCGAAGGGCUCCACAGUCUUAAGGACCUUAGUCUGAAUGACAACCGGUUAAGUCACAUCCCUCCUGGUGUCCUGGACCAUCUCAUCUCUCUGGAAUGGAUCGGACUGGACCUUACUCUCAAUCCAUGGGUGUGUGAUGGAAAGAUGGAGUACCUUUGGAGGUGGCUGCAGAAGAACAAGGAGAAAACCUUCCUGGUAGAAAACACCACAUGUGCCAGUCCCAAGUCCUUAAAAGAGCGUCCAGUUCUAUCAUUGACCGAAAGUGACCUUGUCUAAGCCAAGAGUACAUACCCACUCAAUCCCAUUAGUAUUUGUUUUAUUCCUAUUUUGUCAAUACUAUAUCAAACUCAUACUGAUCUAAAGUAGAUAAGGUUUGGUGCUGGAUUUGAAAACUUGAAAUCAACUUGAAAUCAACUGUCCUAGCCUGACUCAUAAUUAUAGUCAGAAUAUGAGUCUGAUAACUCUCCGUUGGGCUGUGACUAUGGGGUGUGUUUCAACCGAACUCGUAAAACAAAUGCCUCUUCGCUCAAUUGGAUAGACCUACAACCAAUCAGAGCAACGUAAUAUGUUGUUUGUUGAAAACGAAUUCAACCCAAUCGCUCUUUCGUGACGUUGUUGAUUACGUUACUGUUGAUCAUCUGUCAAUCAUCGUAUAAAGCCCGCCCUGACAAUUUAACAUAGUUUUCCCCCCAAACGUGCCCCCCCCAGACCCAAUUUCCCGACCAAAUUUUUUUGUGGGCGGGGAUGAGUUGGGCUGGGAGCCAGGUUUCAACUGUCCCAUAGAUGUGUUGAAAACGUACUUAUAAAAAAAAAGGUAAGCUAUUUCUCAAGCCACUAGAUGGCAUUAGAUGUUUAAUGUUUUUUGCAAGAGAGAUGUCUGAGGAAAGACGAUCUGUAAAUACAACAAAAAUUAUUUUGUAUAAUACGAUAUUUUGCCCAAUAAAGCAUUGGUUU
This is a messenger RNA of Hypomesus transpacificus, 1784 nucleotides long. RefSeq names its product leucine-rich alpha-2-glycoprotein. The transcript has 2 exons. Gene Ontology annotation, molecular function: protein binding. The coding region runs from base 123 to 1106 and encodes 327 amino acids. Lineage: Eukaryota; Metazoa; Chordata; Actinopteri; Osmeriformes; Osmeridae. The record is from RefSeq and is a predicted model, not a curated record.